CAAUAUUCGCUGUUUUGAAGCAAACAUUUAAUAAACAUAUUUAUUACAUUUUAAAGACAUAAGUUAUCUUAAUGUUAAUAUGGAUUUGCUGAAACUGUAACGUUUUGAAAGCGGAUAAUUUAAUAUUGUUAUAUUUAUUAUUUAUUUACUGCCUAACGGUAAACUAAAUGUGUUCGUAUUUCGGAAAAAACAAACAUUUUUUUUUGAAACUAGCGUUUUCGUUAUAGAACUUACCAUCGAUGGGGAAUACACUUGGAUGUUCAAUAUUUUGUGCUCGUCCACGUGUUCAAACCAAUAAAAAGUGUCUAGUGAACAACAAAUUGGAAAAUCGAAAGAAGAAUUUGUUGAAGAAGAGACCUAAGGUACAAAAAACAGUUGAUAGAAGUUUCUCCAAUACUGAAAAUGUGACUAGACAACAAGACACAGAAGAAAAAGAAGACAUCAAAUACCAAGCCUUUCUUCAAAACUGCUUCCAAGUUAUGGACGAUGAAAGAAAUGCACAAGACAACCAUGACUCAGAAAUAAAUAGUGAUAUUUUGCACGACGGCUACAUGAAGGUGUCUGACUUCAAACGGUUUGUUGAAGAGAACUUCCAUGCACUAGAUAAACAGAAAUCCCGUAAGCAACUUCAAGCAUUUUUUUCUGAUUCCGUGGAAUGCAAACUUCCGGACACUGUACAAGGGUUCUUCGUCGAUGAUGAGAGUAAUGUUAUCACAAUGGAGGAGGAAGAGCUUACAAAUGAUGGUAACAAAGGACAACCAAAUAUAAGAAACGUUUCUCUGAAUAAAACAACCGGAAAAGAUAAAAGUACUAACGGCGAAGACGACAAUCAAGAACCGACUAAAGAAAAUAAAAAGAAAAGUGCAUUUGAAAGAGAUAACUCGUAUUCAAGGGAAGAAAGAAAAUUGUCUCAUUCAACACAACAUGGAAAAGAAGACAGACGGCAUGAAAAGAAUAAUUCCGAAUCGGUAUGUUUCUCAAACGGAAAUGAAGAGCACUUAAAAGAAAAUAUAACCAACACACCUGGACUCAUGGCUAUUCCUGACAGUAGUGGGUCAAACUCUGAAAGCAAGUCGGAAUAUUGUGAACACGUUAACAUCAAGCAAUCUGAAAGCAUGUACUCAGAUCACAGCACAAGUAGACAAGAUUUUAAUCAUGAACAUUGGUAUAUGUCAAUAGCCUCGUAUGCAAACAGCGCCAAGAAUUUCACAAUUUCUCGACUUCACAUGAAAGACGAAAAAGUAAAUGCGACAUUUAUGUCGUUGCCCAAUUUAUCUGAAAUCAGGUAUAAUCCUGAAUACCAGAAUCAGCACAUGAAAGAAUCAGUAUUUCCCGAAGCAACAGAAGUUUACAGUUACUCCCUGUCGGAAUUGUCUUCAUCUGAAAGAGAAACAAAUGCUGAUCGUAUGGAGGAACUCAAGAGAAAUAGUUCCACCAUUUCAAGCGAAACAAAUGACUCCUCAGCAGAUUCGGGUAGAAGUUCAAAUGUCACUGACUUCUCAAGAACGAAACGAGUGCGAUCUGGUUACACAAGGUAUCUUUGUAACCCCGAUUGUUCUUUAUGCUAUGCAGCACAGAUCGAGUACAUGGUUGAAGUGUAUGAACCAUUGAUUGUGCGACAAAUUAAAGUGACUGAUAUUCUUGAGUUUCUUCCAUUCAUAGACGAAAGGAAUAAGGAAAUGUUACGCAGCAAACAUCUUCAAUCUUCACAUGAAGCAAUGGAAAUGCUGAUAAAGAUAAUAAUGAAAAGUGAUGCAACCGGAAAAUGGCAGAGUUUUCUUGAUGCCAUUUACGAAACAGGUAAAUACAGCACCUUAGUGUCUUAUUCUAAGUACACGAGAAAAAUCAAAAGACUCUAAAUAUAUUUGAAUAGA
This is a messenger RNA of Mercenaria mercenaria, 1874 nucleotides long. RefSeq lists its product as uncharacterized. Bases 240 to 1859 code for a protein of 539 amino acids. The transcript has 10 exons. The record is from RefSeq and is a predicted model, not a curated record. Lineage: Eukaryota; Metazoa; Mollusca; Bivalvia; Venerida; Veneridae.